CGGGAGGAGCGGAGCGGCGAUAUGACCGUGAGUGACCUCGCAGCGCCGUGGGAGCGGGGCUGAGCGGAGCGGGGAAGGGAAGGCAGCGAGCAAUGGAGGGCAAAGCCCCAGCCCAGCCCCGGACCGACGCCGCUGCAGCCGCCGCUCCUCCCGCCACCGCCGCCCAGCCGCGCAGCAACGGGCUGCAGAACGGCUUCCACACCGGCAGUGGAGGCGGCGGCGGCGGCAGCAGCAGCGGCAGCUUCCACACCAGCAGUGGCGGCUUGCAGCACGAACACGGCUCCCCCGCUAAGAAAUGUCGCAUCCGGAGGAGGCUGGAUUCCGGCAAGAGAAACAGACCGCCAUUCCCUUGGUUUGGAAUGGAUAUUGGUGGAACUCUUGUCAAACUUGUAUAUUUUGAGCCAAAAGACAUCACAACUGAAGAAGAGCAGGAGGAGGUGGAGAAUCUGAAGAGCAUUAGGAAGUAUCUAACAUCUAACGUAGCUUAUGGAAAUACAGGGAUUCGCGACGUGCACCUGGAGCUGACCAAUCUGCUCAUGUGUGGACGCAAAGGGAACUUGCAUUUCAUCCGCUUUCCAACACAUUCCAUGCCCAAGUUCAUCCAAAUGGGCAGAGACAAAAACUUUUCCAGUUUACACACUACUAUGUGUGCCACAGGAGGCGGGGCCUACAAAUUCGAGGAUGACUUCAGAAAGAUGGCUGAUUUGCAGCUUCUCAAACUGGAUGAAUUGGACUGUUUGAUCCAAGGUCUGCUCUACAUUGAUUCCGUUGGAUACAAUGGUCUGUCUGAGUGCUACUACUUUGAAAAAUCCACUGACUUUGAGCAGUGCCAGAAAAAGCCAUACUGCUUGGAUAACCCUUACCCUAUGCUGCUGGUCAACAUAGGCUCAGGAGUCAGUGUCUUGGCUCUUUAUUCCAAAGAUAAUUACAAACGGGUAACUGGAACCAGUCUUGGCGGAGGGACUUUCCUUGGCCUAUGUUGUCUGCUUACUGGAUGUGAGACCUUUGAAGAAGCUUUGGAGAUGGCAGCAAAAGGAGACAGCACCAACGUGGAUAAAUUAGUUAAAGAUAUCUAUGGAGGGGAUUAUGAACGGUUUGGUCUACUGGGAUGUGCAGUAGCAUCCAGCUUUGGACACAUGAUGAGUAAGGAGAAGCGAGAUUCCAUUAGUAAGGAAGACCUGGCCAGAGCAACACUGGUCACUAUCACAAACAACAUUGGAUCAAUAGCUCGCAUGUGUGCACUGAAUGAGAAUAUCAACAGAGUGGUAUUUGUUGGAAAUUUCUUGAGAGUUAAUAUGGUCUCAAUGAAGUUACUCGCCUAUGCAAUGGAUUAUUGGUCGAAUGGGCAACUGAAAGCCUUGUUCUUGGAACAUGAGGGUUAUUUUGGAGCAGUCGGGGCAUUGCUGGAAUUGCUGAAGAUGACCGAUGUCCACUGAGCUGCUGCCUAGACCACCACUAUCACCAAAACGUGCGAGUCUUCUAGAAAACCUGGGUCUGAAAAUUAGUGACAAAAUGAGUUCCUCUCACCAAACAAUUAACUUCUAAUUUUCUCACACAUUUUUACAGUGGUCCUGUUCUGCUGCACUGAGGCUCGUUUCAAAGGGAUGUUAAAUAACCCGGUUGGUGUAAAUUCUGAAGCUAUUUUAAACUGUGCAAGAUAGCCAAAACCCACUGGUUUUAUGUAUUAAUAUUUUAAAAUGAUUUCUGUAUAAAUGUGCACUGAUAAUUUUUUUUUUCCUGGGAUGUACUGCCUUGUGAAGGAUCAAAAUUAUAAUUGUUUAAAUAUUAUUUAUAAACAGCCUGGGAUAUUUGAAUUAUUUUCCAUCGUAUUUCAAAUGUUGUCCUUAAUUUCAAAUGAAACUGCAAAACUGGAAAUUAACCUGUUAAAGUUGCAGAUCAUUAAUUUUUUGGCCUUUAUAUAAUGCUCCAGCAUAAGAAUUUAUGAAGGAUGACCUUUCUUUGAACACACACUUUAGUGACCAUUGACUGAUAUGCCAGUAUAAUGACCAUCUUAGAAAGCCAGUUCUUUCUUGAUGUGGCCAUAUUAUGGAUUAAAUUGCUUAUCUGGAUACAACAAUAUAUUUUGUAAAAACACUUUUGAUCAUGCGAGUGAAGAAACUUUCCCACAAAUGUGAAACUGCUUCAAUAAUUGUGCUGUUUUUGAAGAAAAUAAUUCUUUAAAAGACUGUGUGAUUGCAUUUUCUUCAAACUAAAUCAUUGAAUUGUGAUUGUUCAUUAUCUGCUAGGGUAAGACUUUUUUGAAACAAUUCUAUCAUUGUGGUAGAUAUUUUUUUGGAUUGAUACGUAAAUAUUUAAAGUGUGGGGUAUAUCUGAUUGUUUAAUUUAAUCACAGGAAAGGUACGGAAAGUUGCCAGUAUUGGAUUUUAUGUGUUAAAUAUGAACAUAUCUGUGGAAUGGAUUCCAUGAUUAUUUAAAAUCACGUUCCUAAAACAAUCGCUUAUGUUGAGGACUUUAAAAAUAAAAUGAACACUAGCAAAAAAAAUUUUUUUUCUUUCUACAUUUUACAUCCUUAAUGGCAGGACAUGCAUAAUUUUGUUUUUGUAAUAUCCUUACAAAGGAUUUUGGAACACCCGAACAAUUCGGGUGUGUAGCAUGUUCUAUCCAAAUACUAUGAUUGCAUGCAUACCUGUCUUAAUUGGUUAAAUCACUGAAGUGCCACUGCAAUGUAUCGUUGUAUCUCUAUUUCUCUCUUGUUUGUAUACUCUCACGGGGUCUUUAUUUCCAUUGCCAUGCUCUCACUCUCUUUUUGUUCAUUCUUUCUGCCUUUUCCCAAACCCAGCGUAUGUUUCACCAGGGACAGAUUGAGAGUGUUUUGUUUUCUCUAAGAAAGAUCGAUGAGUUUUGCUCCACAGCACCCUCCAUUAUUAAUGAAUAUUUGUAUCUCCUCUGAUUCUGCUCACUUUCUAUAAAGAGAUCGUGUCAAUGUUUACCACCAUGGAUGCAGCCUACGCUGUCUCAGUCCCCCCUCACCCCCCCCCCCCCCCCCCCCCCCCCACUGCUUCAUUCCAAUACAUUGAUACAUUGACUUUCCUGGUGCUACUUCCUCAUUACCAUAAUUUUUGCUUCCAAUUUCUACCCUACCGUUAUCUUCAGAGCCCAUCUCUGACUAGUCUCCAUUUCACUCCAAGCCUACAUAUUCUCAGCUCCUCCCAUUCCUCUAGGAACCAUUGCAUUCUCAUGCUUUCUCCAUUUCUGUUGUCAUCUAUACUGAGAGAGGCACAUUCUCAUAUUUCUAUUGCAUCUUUCUAUUAGCUCAAUUUUAUUUUCCCACUGCAGUUGAUAGGACUCCACCUUGUUCCAUUUCCUGUGUAGGAAGGAACCGCAGAUGCUGGUUUAAACAGAAGAUAGAUACAAAAUGCUGGAGUAACUCAGAGGGUCAGGCCACAUCUCUGGAGAGGAGGAGACCCUUCUACAGACUAAGAGUCAGGGGAAAACCAAAUGAUAGAUAUAGACGGUGAUGUAGAGAGAUAUGGAACAAAUGAAUGAAAGAUAUGAAAAAGUAACCAUGGUCAAGGAACAGUGGAGCCCACAAUGGUCCAAUGUUGGCUGUAGGGUAGGUGAUGACGAGAUAUACUGACAGUAAAAUGCAACAGUAUGACAGUGAAAUUAGUACGACGAUGAGUGUGGGGGAGGGAUCGAGAGAGAGGGAGUGCUGGGGUUACUUGAAGUUAGAGAAUUCAAUUAUCAUACCACUGGGCUGUAAGCUGCCCAAGCGAAAUAUGAGAUGCUGUCCCUCCAAUUGGCA
Messenger RNA from Amblyraja radiata (thorny skate), 3766 nucleotides. RefSeq names its product pantothenate kinase 1. The coding region runs from base 93 to 1436 and encodes 447 amino acids. The transcript is spliced from 8 exons. Gene Ontology annotation, cellular component: cytosol; nucleus. The record is from RefSeq and is a predicted model, not a curated record. Gene Ontology annotation, biological process: coenzyme A biosynthetic process. NCBI's taxonomy places the organism in Eukaryota, Metazoa, Chordata, Chondrichthyes, Rajiformes, Rajidae. Gene Ontology annotation, molecular function: ATP binding; pantothenate kinase activity.